GGAAGUUCCUCUCUCGGCCUUUUUUUUUUCCUUUCUUUUUUUUUUUUUGCUUAGGAUUGUAGCAAACAGACUCCAAACCGCUGAGGAGAUCGCUGCAGAUCGACGUGACGACGCUCCUAAAGUCCAACCGGAGGCUCAACAUUUUUGAUGAUCUGCACAACAUCACCUCAGGGAUUUGGCCUCUGAAAAACACGAGCCAUGUACCAAGUGGUGCCCGGCGGCGCCGGGGGGACGAUUACAGAUGUUAUCCCCAAGCAGAAGCACACCAAGGAUUCUCGACCCUUGGUUGGAGCUGGAGUCAUCGGCCUGUUUCUGGUCAUCGCAGCCGUGACUGCCUGGUGUUACUACAUAGCCUCCCUGCGCAAAGCGGAGCUGCUGAAGACUCAGCUGCUGGACCUCAAUAAGGACGGCUACAUUAUCCGCAACCAGGGAGGGUCCAUUGUCUUCAGAAUGGAUUUCAGAUCAGGGACCCUGGACUUGGACUCCUGCUCCAAGGAAGAGGAAAUUCUUCGUUGUGGUCRGACCACUGACAGGAAGCUUAAGUUUUUCAUAAAGACAGUGCGGCCCAAGGACACUGUGCAGUGCUACCGUGUCCGCUGGGAAGAACUGGUUCCCAACAUUCCUGUUGAGCAUGCCAUGACUUACAAGUUUGCGCACUGGUAUGGGGGAGCAGUGUCAGCAAUUCAGCACUGGCCUAUUUCUAUUUCAGGCCAACAGGCUCCCAAACCCUUUGUCACGAGCGACAUCUACUCAAACCGGGAAGAAUUUGGAGGAAUCUUGGAAAGUUACUGGCUGUCAUCCAACGCCACGGCCAUCAAGAUCAACAACUCUGUGCCUUUUCACCUUGGCUGGAAUGACACGGAAAAAACCAUGUACUUCCAAGCGAGGUAUCACGAUUCCCCCUUCAAGCCAAACCCGGGUGAGGCUCCUUGUGCUGAACUGAGCUACAGAGUCUGCGUAGGUCUGGAUGUGACAUCCAUACWCAAGUACAUGGUUCGGAGAUACUUCAACAAACCGUACAAAGUGCCUGCCAAAGUCAUGUUUGAGCAUCCUAUUUGGUCGACUUGGRCUAUAUAKAAGCGUGACAUUGAUCAAGAAAAACUUUUGACGUAUGCUGCCAACAUUCGCAAGUACAAUUUUAACUGUAGUCAUCUGGAACUCGACGACCGCUACACAAAACGUUACGGAGAUUUCGAGUUUGACCCAGUCAAGUUCCCUAAUGCAUCUGAAAUGUUCCAAAAGUUAAAAUCGGAUGGAUUUCUGGUGUCGCUAUGGAUCCAUCCUUUCGUUAACUAUGACUCUGAAAAUUUCCAUCCUCUGGUAGAGCGAGGGCUGUUUGUCCGAGAGCCAACAGGACGGCUGCCUGCGUUGGUUAAUUGGUGGAAUGGCAUUGGCGGCAUUUUGGACUUUACCAAUCCAGAGGCCCGGGAAUGGUUUGCCUCCCAGCUACGUUCACUGCGCUCAAGGUAUGGGGUGUCGUCUUUUAAAUUUGAUGCAGGGGAGACGAACUACUUACCUUGGAAAUUUAGCACAAAGAAUCACAUUCGCGACCCCAGUUUUUUCACAAGGCGCUACACAGAGAUGGCUGUUCACUACAAUGAUCGAGCUGAGCUGCGCAGUGGUUACCAGUCCCAGAACAUAUCCUGCUUCUUCAGACCGACUGACAGAGAUUCUGUGUGGGGUUAUGAGCUGGGCCUCAAAUCUCUCAUCCCCACAGUGCUGACCAUCAGCAUCCUUGGGUAUCAGUUCAUCCUGCCGGACAUGAUCGGGGGCAACGCCUACGUGAACUACACAAGCGGAGAUCGGGCAUUACCUGAUCGAGAGCUGUACAUCCGCUGGCUGGAGCUGUCUGYCUUCAUGCCUUCUAUGCAGUUUUCUAUACCUCCAUGGGAAUAYGAUAACGAAGUGGUGGAAAUUGCUCGGAAGUACACAGCCAUUCACGAAAGCAUUGUGGCGCCGCGGGUCCUCGAGCUGGCAGGGGAGGUUUUGGACACCGGGGACCCGAUCAUACGGCCACUGUGGUGGAUUGCCACUGGGGAUGAGAGGGCCUAUAAAAUUGAUUCCCAGUUCCUGAUUGGGGACGACUUAAUGGUAGCUCCAGUUUUAGAGCCUGGAAAGCAAGAACGAGACAUAUACCUACCCGCUGGGCACUGGAGAAGCUACAAGGGGGAAAGAUUCGACCUCAAGGAGCCACUACACCUCACAGAUUAUCCAGUGGACCUGGAUGAAAUUGCCUACUUUCUUUGGGUUUAGCGAGAAAGAAAGUGAAAGGCUUGAUCAUUUCAUGCUCCCAUUUCCAUCCUUUUGUGCCUUUCAAAGAGAUUYAAACACCUUGAACUUUUUUCAUAUUUUGUCACUCUACAAGCAUAAAAGUCAACGUAUUUUCAUGAACUUUUAGGUGUUGAUUUCCCACAAAGUAUUAUGUAAUCUAAYGUGAAGUAAAAGGAUGCAUGGUUUAAAAAAAGAAAAAAUUCUGCAGCUGGAAGUGUAAUUUGGUUUUUGUCUACUUGCUUUUYACAUCUAGAGACUGAAAUGUUUCUCCAUUGGUCUUUGCAAAAUAGCACAACUUAAUCAGAUUUGAAAUAGGGCRUUCUGGCACAGAUUCUCAUUUCUUCUUAGGUCUGGAUUUUGGGCAAUUUUUAGACAUGUAUGUUUAAAGCAUUCCAGUGUGCCUGUGUAUGUUUUGGUUUAGAGUAUCCWAAAUGACUUGUGAGAAACUUCCAACAUUACGUCAUGUUUCUUUCCUUCAGCAAUGACUUUCUUGCURUUGCUGCCUCRUAAAGUCCAGUUAGUAGAAGGCAUAACAAUUUCUAUAAAAUUCUUCCAGAAUUUAGUUUUUGAUCAGURCAACUUCUUGACUACUUUUCAAAUUAAUGCUCCACUUGCCUGGCCUGUUUGUUUAGGAUAGCCAUGUCUUGGCAGGUUUGCAGUUUUUCUAUUUUUAGAUCACAGAUUGAACAGCCCUCUGUGAGAUCCUCACAGCUACGGACAGUUUUGUAAGCCAAAUCCGCUAUAAGCUUAUCAGCAAGUUUAUUGCUAUGUUCUUUGGUCUUUAUGUUGUUGUUUGUUCUCUUAUGUUCUUCAACAAAUUGCCUUCAAAGAACACCAAGAUUUAUUCAUACAAAUUGACACAGUGGUUUUUCAAGGCAAUUGGUUGCCCUGGWUUUUCUUAAGGAAUAUCGGAGUAAAAGAGGCUGCAWGAGAAACGUUUCGGAGGUGCAAAAUAUCUUGAAAGCCAUGCAUCUCUCGUCAACCUUUUCACAAUUACGUUGUGUCAUSCCACAAAAAUCCCAAYAAAUACAUUGUGGUUUGUGGUUGUAAUGUGACAAAAUGUGAAAAAGUUUAAGGGGUUUGUAUARUUUGGCACUGUGUAUGUAUAGCAGGUGACGUGAUGCGAAAUGUAGGAAAGUUCACCUUCCCUUAAAUAGCUGUGAACAGGAAUUUAAUUUGUGAAAUUGUUGCAGAUAUGAAAAGCUUGGUCUUUAUUUGAAUUUAGUUUUUUUUUUUUUUUUUGCUUAUUGUUGCCAUAUUCUUUAGCAUUUGCCACUUUUUUUAAAAAUAUAAAUCUGUCAUCUGUAGCCAGUACUGGCCACUUUAUACCAUUCUGCCUUACCAAAAGAACUAAGAACACAAUUAAAUCUCCAUAUAAUCUCAAGCUCACUGAAUAAGCAGGCAGAAUCCAGAUUUUAGACAUUUAGCGCCGCUUCAAGUCUUACAUUAAACAUGUAGUAAAGAGGGAAUAUAUAAGCCAAUAAUUGUUUGCCAUAAAGCUGUUUUCUCAGAACCAUUAGGCAGAUUGUAYGCUACAUGAUGAUAUUCUGUUCUCCUGCGAWGCUAAUGACUGCUCCUCUCGUCGUUUGUUGAUUCUUAUCAGGAAGCCAGGUUUAACGCUUCAGCUAUCAGGACAAGAAGCCGCAGGUUUAAUCAUUACUUUGUCUCACUGUGUAACAUGGUGCCUUGUAACACGUUUUAGACAAGUAGAAGACGUUUUAAAUAUUUAAUGCUUUUCCUCAGGUAACGGCUUUCUCAGGCUUUGUUGUGUUUAAGGUGUGYAACUUUUAUUAAUGCUUUCAAAAAGGCUAGAAACAAUUUAUUGUAGCAUAUAUACGGAUGGCCGUAACUGGAAUCCUAAGUGUUUAUUCAGCUUUUUAUCAAUUAAAUGAUAAAUAAUUAUAAUUUUGGAAGUCAAUAGCUUAGCUGACCUGGAUUCCCAGCAUAAAUGGUACAACAUUUUCUUGCCAUGUUCCUUUAAUGUAAUGUUUAUGUAUGUUUUUCAGUAUGCUGCUUCAAGCUGCUCGUUUUCCCCGUUCCUUUUUAGAUCAUCAGUUGUUGCAAUAUAAGCUUUUUAUAAUAGGGUUUUUUGGUAACUAAAGAUGAAACAGAUAUCAAUCAUUUGAUUCAGGAUCGGAGUUUCAGACGGAUGCGUUCAUCUGACAUCUCAAAUAGAUACCUAAUAAUACCUCCUCUGACCCCCCCCUCCCUCCCCCGCCCCAAAAUAAAAUAAGAUGAAUACUGUGAACAAGUGCCAACUUCAUUUGUGCUUCACAUAUUCAGACGCACAAAAUGACAUAAUUCAAGGACUGCUUAAUGACAGGAUUUUUAUUAUACUUGUUUUUGUUGGCCUUUUAAAAAAAUUGUUAAUGAAUUCUUGUUCCUUUUUGAAGCUAAAAUAAAAUAUGACAUUGAAAUUUAAGACCAAGGCCUGACCCACUCCUCUCUCUAUUAAUGUAUGAAUUGACCCUUUUUGAAAUAUUGUAUACUAAUGCUCUGUGCCUUUGACCCAUAAAGURGUGCUAACCUAACUUGAGCCUUCAGCUUGCUGCUUUGACUCUGACCUCUGUGUGUUUUGUUUUUGUCCUUUGACAUCUCGUCAAGAAAACAUAGCUACGUAUUUAUAGCGGCUCUCGCUUAGCAUCUGUGCCAGGCUCGUCUUUGACACUAUUUCUGUCUUAUGGCUCGACUGACUGGUCUGGCUAUUUUUGCUUUUGAUUCUUAGAGCUCAGUGUGGGCCUUUGAUGUUUAAUUUUUUUUUCUUUUUAAUAUAUGUGCUUGGAUGGGACUAAAAAUCUGCAUUCAUUCUAAUGUGAUUUUGUACUAAUGUAUUAAAAGAAUUAUGAAACCAUCA
Poecilia reticulata (guppy) is the source of this 5125-nucleotide messenger RNA. It is a transcript of the gene myorg, whose product is annotated as myogenesis regulating glycosidase. Gene Ontology annotation, molecular function: hydrolase activity, hydrolyzing O-glycosyl compounds. NCBI's taxonomy places the organism in Eukaryota, Metazoa, Chordata, Actinopteri, Cyprinodontiformes, Poeciliidae. The record is from RefSeq and is a predicted model, not a curated record. Gene Ontology annotation, biological process: carbohydrate metabolic process; skeletal muscle fiber development.